AAAUGUGUGCAUUGACCUUCAGUUGUGAUGUGAAGUCCUUUCCACCCCUGACAAUCUAAUUACAGGAUAAUAGAGUUUAAAACAAGAUAAUAUAGUUUUUGUUGAUUUUUCACUUCACUUCACUGCAGGUUAAGUCUCUGAUAAUGGACAGAAACAUUAUCCAAACCCUGUUCCUGAACAGUCUCUGUGUAGCUCUUAUGGCCGGCUCUCGUCAGUACCACUACGUUGCUAACCAAAAGACAUGGUACGAAGCCCAGGCCUACUGCAGAGAGAGGUACACUGACCUGGCCACUAUCAGUGAUAGUGAAGAGCUGAACAGCUUCAAACGAUUUUGCUUAACCCAAAACAUAAGCGGCAGCGUCUGGAUAGGACUGUACAACGACCGCCAUGACUGGAAGUGGUCAGCAGGGAGCAGCGACUACAGGAACUGGCAAUCAACUACUUCUGAAACUGAUCCCUCCAACAUGGCUGCUGAGGAGUAUGCGGUGACGUACACCGGCCAUUGGGGAAAUCACUGGUCAUGCUUAGCUCACAACUUCAUAUGCUAUGAUGAGAGGCAAAUCACAUCCCAUGGUUUCGUUCUGAUUUCACAAGACAAAUCUUGGCGAGAUGCCCAGAGCUACUGCAGAGAGCAUCACACCGAUCUGGCCACUGUGAAGAACGCUGCAGAGAAUGAGCAGAUCCGUGAGAUGGUUGCUUCAGGAGGUGUAAUUGUAUGGAUAGGUCUGCACAGGCUAGGUUGGCAGUGGUCUGAUGGCAGCAACUUCUCUCAGAUCUUUACCCUCAGGAGCAUUUCCUCUGGUUCAAGGAGACUGUGUGUUGUGUUGGUUCGGCAAUCUCCUGAUGAGAACCAGUGGGAAGCUCAGGACUGCUCUAGGAGAAUACCUUUUGUCUGCUACAGUGCGCACAAGAGGCAGAUUGUCCGAGUCCAGUUUCAGUCUGCAAACAUGGACUUGAAUGCUACUGCAGCCCAAUCAGACAUCUUGGACCAGAUCAGAAGGAAACUGCAAGAGCAGGGGCUGCCGGCGGACGCCAAACUGAGCUGGAGAAAGCAGCCCGAUGGACAGAUUUUCCACAAGAAGAAUGAGAAGAAGGAGAAAAAAGGGAGGAAGAAGAAGAGCAAAGAUGAGUUUUGAAGCUCAAUAAAUCUCAGAGAGCAAGAUAGUGAGAGAGAGGAGAAAUUGGUGUGUAUGUAGCCAGCCUCCAUCUUUAAACUGUCUAUAUUGAAACAUUCUUUCUUUAAUGGCCUUAGAUCGGAUUAAUUUUGCUUUUUAUGGAUCAGCACACGUCAUACGUCUUAAGUUUUGUGUGACGAUAAGGAUGGUUAGGUGUAAAUGAUUCUACACUUCUACACCAAAAAACAUGAUUUUAAGACAGAAGUGUAUCUCAAUAUUUUUCUUCAUUUGAUAUGAUGUAUUGUUUCCGCUUGAGCUUUUUUUUAUUUUUUUAUUGUAUUUGUCUCUAAACCUGAAAUGUAACUAAACUGAAUUAAUGUAAUAAUCUGAAACCUGAAUCAAGAUUUUCGGAAAUAUGAAGCAUAUGUUCAGGAUUAUAUAAUUAUGGUAUGUCUGGAAAACUUUCAAACAACAGAAAAACGAAUCUUUUAAAGCUUUAAAGCUUAUUUAUGGCAACUGAUUUAAUGAGAUGCACGCUUUACCAUUAGUUUCUGUUGGUAAUGUGUGGUUGAUUUAAAUGAAGCCCAGAUUAUUGUUGAUGUUAUCAUUUAAAAUAGCAUUGUUACAUUGAUAGAUGUUCAAAGAAAGUUUAAAUUUGACUGUAUGAACUAAACGUGAAAAGGAGUUAAACGCAGUGCACGUGGUGCAAUCAAUCCAUUAUUUGGAGACUGGCCAAUUCAAUAGCAUAUAUGAUGGAUUGUCUGAGCAAAAAAGUAUAGUGUGGUAUAGUAUAGUAUAGAAUACAUUUCUACAUCUGCAUUCAAAUUCUAAUUGACUAAAUAAUUAAUAUAUUUAAUAAAAUACUUGUAUUCCCCUUUCUUGUCUCUCUCUCUUAUGCAACACUGGAGUUUAGCAUUGUCUUAAUAAAUGAGAAAAUAACAUGCAUUAUUGCAGUGUUACUUCAAUAAG
Messenger RNA from Clupea harengus (Atlantic herring), 2084 nucleotides. RefSeq names its product putative C-type lectin domain family 20 member A. NCBI's taxonomy places the organism in Eukaryota, Metazoa, Chordata, Actinopteri, Clupeiformes, Clupeidae. The record is from RefSeq and is a predicted model, not a curated record.